This is a messenger RNA of Neurospora tetraspora, 603 nucleotides long. RefSeq lists its product as uncharacterized. The transcript has a single exon. NCBI's taxonomy places the organism in Eukaryota, Fungi, Ascomycota, Sordariomycetes, Sordariales, Sordariaceae. The record is from RefSeq and is a predicted model, not a curated record. Bases 132 to 377 code for a protein of 81 amino acids.
GUUCGAGGCACGAGCGGGCGCGCGGCCCCCCGACUCCGCCUUCUAAACGCGGACGGUGCACCCGGCACGACGACACCCCCUUCUCAUGGAUAUCCAUCCACCUGUCUUUCGAGACUAAGACGGUUUCCAAGAUGGGCCAGGCAAUAGCGCCCGCGGGGCGCCUUCCAGAACGCGUGCGGUGCACCGCCUGGCUGCUCUACACCAUUCCUGUCGGGCGAGUAUCGCUUGCACUGCCCGUUUCCGGCGUACAGCACGUCCGCUGCGUGGAAGACGCUUGCAAAGCCUCGCUAAUGAUGCGUUCUAUGUACUUCCUCAGUCUCCGUGGCCGGUGUCACGGUGAACAGGGCCUGGACGGCCGGGCGCUGGGCUGGGCCUGAGGGUGAGGCACAGCAACUGGAGCUUGCUGUGCCGGUGCGACGUUGACGCUAAGAGGUUCGAUGGACGCACGCCGAGAGGUUGUUGGACGCCGAGAGUCACCAACAGGUUCAUCUCCUGAGGUCUCCUGAGGUAAGUACCGAGGACGGAAACUGACGGACGCUUGCUUGAGGCAUCCGUCGCAGAGUAAGCAGAGUAAUAAGCCGAGUCUCGAUUGUCUUCGGUCCA